Messenger RNA from Cajanus cajan (pigeon pea), 1154 nucleotides. RefSeq names its product Regulator of Vps4 activity in the MVB pathway protein. Gene Ontology annotation, biological process: protein transport. Lineage: Eukaryota; Viridiplantae; Streptophyta; Magnoliopsida; Fabales; Fabaceae. The record is from RefSeq and is a predicted model, not a curated record.
AUGACUGCUCAAGACAUCAUUCAACUCUUCUGUGAACUUAUUGCUGUGCGCCUUCCAAUGAUUCAAUCACAAAGGGAAUGUCCCCUUGAUUUGAAGGAGGCAAUAUCUAGUGUAUGUUUUGCUACACCAAGAUGCUCUGAUCUGCCAGAGUUGUUGCAGGUUCAGUUGCUAUUUGCUUCCAAAUACGGAAAGGAAUUUGUAUCUGCAGCAACUGAGCUCACCCCUGACUGCAGUGUUAAUCGCCAGUUAAUAGAGCUGUUGUCAGUUCAAGCUCCUACACAGGAAAAGAAACUGAACCUUCUAAAAGAAAUUGCUGUUGAGCAUAAGUUAGACUGGGAUCCAGCUGCUUUAGAAACCAAGUUCUUUAAAAAGCAUGAGGACUUAAUAAGUGGCCACAAUCAAUUUUGUAGUCAAUGUGAGUCAAAAUUGCCUCUUCCUGAAGAAAAACACAAUGAAGUUGAUCUUCACUCAUCAAGCCAUUUUGGAUCACUUGGUAAAAAGGAAAGUAAACAGUUUAUGCCAUUCACAUUACGUCCAUCCAUAUCACCAAAAUUAUUUUCUAAGAGAUGUGGUUAUUCACCCUCCUUGUCAGGGACAAGAACUGAAGCCAAUCUAGAUUUGCAAGAUGUGUUGGUUGCAGGUCAAACUGCUGAAAAUGCAGUAGCUGAAGCUCGCUCAGAGGCUAGUAAGCUUACCAAGAAAAAUAAUGCACAUGUGCCAGAUAGCAGCUUUGAGAACCCAUUCUAUGCAAGUGUUGCUAAUAAAUCUGAAACAGAAAGGGAACAUUUCACUGAACAAAAUGCUGCAGAUGACUGUGAUGGGGGUGCCAUAAAUGAUGUGGAACAUGAGAGUGCCUUCGCAUACUCUCAUUCAUCAAGUUUUCCUUCAUUUGAUACACUCAAGGAAGACUUUGGUUCUUCAUCCCUACACAAUCAUUCUGUACUGGAUGACAAAUCCUCUCAUUCCCAGCUUAAAAGAUUGCCUUCAGUAGAUGAUUACACGGGUUUCUCAUACCCCAACUUAUUCACCUCUCAAAACUCAAAUGUUGGAUCUCAUACAUUAAAAUAAUAAGCAUUCCAGUCAUGUUGUGCCAAGCAAUUUUACUACAACUACACAUUUUUCCUUUCAAGUCUUUCUCAUGGGUGGGUAUUAUA